CUGUGAGUGGCGCAGGUAGUCACGUGACUCUCCAGGCACCAAAAAUAAUCGUAACCCAUUUUUGUGUGUGAAAUAAGCAGGGACUUAGCAUGGCACACAACAAGAUACCACCCAGGUGGCUUAACUGUCCCCGGAGGGGGCAGCCUGUGGCAGCAAAAUUUUUACCUCUGAAAACUAUGUUAGGACCAAAAUAUGAUGAUCAGGUUCCUGAGGAGAAUCGUUUCCAUCCCAGCAUGCUCUCCAACUACUUGAAAAGCCUAAAGGUUAAAAUGGGGCUGUUAGUAGAUCUGACCAACACAACUAGGUUCUAUGAUCGAAAUGAUAUUGAAAAAGAAGGUAUCAAGUACAUCAAACUUCAGUGCAAAGGACAUGGUGAAUGUCCGUCACAGGAAAAUACAGACACAUUUCUUCGUCUUUGUGAACGUUUUAUUGACCGAAAUCCUACUGAACUCAUAGGUGUCCACUGCACUCAUGGCUUUAACCGAACUGGUUUCCUCAUCUGUGCCUUUUUAGUUGAGAAAAUGGAUUGGAGCAUUGAGGCUGCAGUAGCCACAUUUGCACAGGCCAGGCCUCCAGGUAUUUAUAAAGCAGAUUACCUCAAGGAGCUGUUCCAUCGUUAUGGAGACAUUGAAGAUGCACCUAAGCCUCCUGAGCUCCCAGAUUGGUGCUUUGAGGAAGAGGAUGUAGAUGACGAUGGGAACAAAGUAUUUCAGGAAGCAGAGGCAGGGUCCUCGGGAGCCGCUUAUAACAGAAGAAAAAAGGAACGUUUAAAAUUGGGUGCAAUAUUUUUGGAGGGAGUGACAGUGAAACAUGUUAAUCAAAUAACAACAGAACCAAAGCUUGGUGAGAUACAGCGGAAAUGUCAGCAGUUUUGUUCUUGGAGAGGAUCUGGGUUCCCUGGAGCACAGCCUGUAUCUAUGGACAGAAGCAAUAUGAAGUUUUUGGAGCAGAAGGCGUAUAAAGUAAGCUGGAAAGCAGAUGGUACCCGGUAUAUGAUGAUAAUUGAUGGCAAAAAUGAAGUAUAUAUGAUUGAUCGGGAUAAUUCUGUAUUUCAUGUUACUAAUCUUGAAUUCCCAUUCAGAAAAGAUCUUCAGCAUCACUUGGCCAACACUCUUUUGGAUGGGGAAAUGAUCAUUGACAAAGUUAACGGACAAGUUGUACCUCGUUAUUUGAUAUACGACAUCAUCAAAUUUAAUGGACAACCUGUUGGAGACUGUGACUUUAAUAUUCGACUAUCCUGCAUUGAAAAAGAGAUCAUCUCUCCUAGACAUGAAAAAAUGAAAACCGGUCUCAUAGACAAAGCAAAAGAGCCUUUUAGUGUUCGGAACAAACCAUUUUUUGACAUCCAUGCUGCAAGAAAGCUACUUGAAGGAAGUUUUGCUCGGGAAGUCAGCCAUGAAGUCGAUGGACUAAUUUUUCAGCCAAUAGGAAAAUAUAAGGCUGGCAGGUGUGAUGAUAUCUUGAAAUGGAAACCACCUAACUUGAAUUCUGUGGACUUCUUGCUAAAGAUAACAAAAGUUGGGGGUGAAGGGCUCCUGACACGAAACGUUGGUCUUCUGUAUGUUGGAAAAUAUGACUGUCCUUUUUCUGAAAUAAAGGUAACAAAAGAUCUAAAACAAUAUGAGAACAAAAUCAUUGAGUGUAAGUUCGAGAACAACAGAUGGGUUUUCAUGCGACAAAGAGUUGAUAAAAGUUUUCCAAAUUCUUAUGACACGGCUCUGGCUGUGUGCAAUAGUAUCCGAAAUCCCGUAACUAAGGAAAUCCUGUUUGAAUUAAUUGAUAGAUGCACAGCAGGGAUUCAGAGGCAGAGUCGAAAAAACCCAUUGGAUCCAGAUGCUGAGCUCAUGCCGCCACCUCCCCCGAAAAUACCACGCUAGUUAACUGAAAAAUGACAUUUCUUUUAAGCAGAGAGGAAUUGCUCAAACCUGGCAGGAUGGGGAAACUGCAAAGCAUGAUCCCAUAUUAUUAAUUUGUGAAUUAUAACAGAAAAAGACAGCAUUUUGCACACUGACGAAUUCUAUUAAGCUCUCUUGUUAAUACAAAUCUGACUUCUUCCCAAGAGAGGAAUAUUUUUCUGACCUUGGAUUUAUCUGAAAUUUUAGAGAACCCAGUAGGUGCUUUAGGGGAUGCUUCAGUGCGCACCACAGAAUCAUAGCACAUCCAAUUCUUCUUCUUUUUUCCUACAGAUAUGCUGAUCUUGAAACAAAAGUUACAUUUUCCUCUUAUUUUGUCUUCUCCUUUUUUAUUAUUUAAUAGAUCCUUGUUAAGCUUUAAUUUAAAAAUACUUUUCUUAAGACAUUGUUUGAACAAGAUAACUCCUAUAUAUAUUGUUUGAACUGUAUAGUUUCACCUUUGUCAAGUUUCACUCAUUUUAAAUCCAAAUUCAAAUUUUGACAUAUUAAAAAAGUGAAACUUUAUUUUUGUACUUUGUAUAUUUUCAGUGAUUAUCUGUGCUGAUCUAGUAUGAUGGAUGAACCUUGUGUGUAAAAGUCACAUUUUGUGUUAAUGGAUUGUUUUCAUUAAACAGAGUUUUACAUCUUCUUGACCUAUUGUAAUAUAAACAGACAGUCUGCGACAUAUGUGUAAAUGCUGAAAUGAAUAAUAGUCGGGGUCUCUGCUCUUGCUAGCCAUUCAUUUUACUUUACAAUAACUUUUAUUUCUCCUAAUAACCAUAAGUAAACAUUUCUUGCCACUGUCAUAGUCUUAGCCUCUGGCCUUAUCUAUUUCAAAUUUAUGGUACAGAGAUGGAAAAUUAUCAUUUGGCCAGCAGAAUUGUGAGUGCUUUUUCCAUCCAUACAUAUGUUAUUUUGUUAGACUGUAAAGCAGGUUUUUUUUUUUUUGUUUUUGCAACAUAACACUUGCUUUUUAAAAGAUGUGAGAAGGGCAAAGUUGUGGAAUGAAUUCAGUUAACUGGUUCUACUAGCACAUAUAAAUAUUAUUAAACCUCUGCAGUGUGAUAAUUUGUAGCCAGAAAAUGUUUAUUUCAUCAGUUUGUAUAAUGCUUCAGAUUAAGGUUGUUCACCAACUGUAUGUUAAAGUAUUAUUGGAUAAGUUUACUGUAUCUAAAUAUGUUUGUCUGAACAUUUAUGGAAGCAGUAACGUGGUCAUGUGCUCACAUCACAACUAUGGAGUACAAAGGCCAUUGAGUCUUCUCCUGCUCUGAUGUUCUGCCUUACCCAUUUUGCCACCUAACAUUACCCACCACCUACCUGAACCAGCUAACUAUUAGCAGCUACUAACUAUCAAAACACUUGUGAUACCUAUUCCCUUGCCUUACCCAUCAAUUUAAUAAAAUAUCUCAGACCUGGUGAA
This is a messenger RNA of Xenopus tropicalis (tropical clawed frog), 3312 nucleotides long. RefSeq names its product RNA guanylyltransferase and 5'-phosphatase (gene rngtt). The record is from RefSeq and is marked provisional. Gene Ontology annotation, molecular function: catalytic activity; mRNA guanylyltransferase activity; protein tyrosine phosphatase activity. Lineage: Eukaryota; Metazoa; Chordata; Amphibia; Anura; Pipidae. Gene Ontology annotation, cellular component: nucleus. Gene Ontology annotation, biological process: 7-methylguanosine mRNA capping.